AUGUCGGACGAACUUCCGCUUAUUAAAUAUGCUCGUCGUGGACAGAUUUACUCAUCAAAAACUGUGUCUUGGUGUGGAACAUGCUUUACAGGGAAAUAUUGGCCAGCUUUAAUAGCCGUUGAGUAUUUAUUGUUAUAUGCGGAGGAUUUCACGCUGGAUGGGAGUAACCUACCACUUUUAACUCAAAAAGGUCAUUAUUAUUUUCCAAUAUUAUUUUCUAUUCUCUUUUUCUUUACAAUAACAAAUUAUCUAUUUGCUGCCUUACAUGAUCCCGGCGUAGUACCAAAACCUAAUGCUGAAGAAUGUUUACAAAUAGAGAAAGAACACAAUAUUCAAACAGAUGUAAAUGGACAAUAUUUUCCCUCUAUGCCUCCACCAGUGGAGGUUUUAAUUCGAGGUGCUACAUACAAAUUGACUUACUGUUAUACAUGUAGAAUGUAUCGUUUACCACGAGUAUCACAUUGUUCAACAUGUAACACAUGCGUUCAAAAUUUUGAUCACCAUUGCGGUUGUGCUACUGCAGCCUAUUUUCGUUGGGAUACAUAUAAAGAUAAUAUUAGUCUAUUUAUUGCUUAUAAUAUACCGACAUUUUUUGUUGCCAUGGUUGCAUUUUCACUCGUAUUUACAUUAGGCUCAUUUUGGUGUUAUCAUUGUGGUCUGGCCAUGAAAAAUGCAACAACACGUGAAGAUAUGAAACAUUUAAGAAAUGAUGCUACUUUAUUUGGUCACGAAAGUGCUAUGAAAAAUUUGGGACUCAAUUGGUGUGGGCCACUAAGACCUCCUAUAAAUUGGAGUCAACGAAUUCCAUCAGAUUAUUAUAUAGAACAAGAAAAUAUAUACAAACAAAUACGUCCUAGACUACUCAAACAUACAAUGGUAAUGCCUACAAAUCAAAUAAAACAGUCUGUAAUAAAUCUCUCAAUAGAUCAAUAUAAACAGUUACGAUUUCAAUUAGAGACAUUUCACGAACAAUUGAAUCAUACAAAUACAUCAACGUCAGAGUUAAAUAAUAAUCAUUUACAAACCUAUACAUUUAAGAUUUUAAAUAUUAAUUCGAAUCAAUUGAAUGUUUCUUAUUUAUAUAUUGAAGAUGUACGACAAAAUACUAUCGGCACAUUUUGGGAAACAAUUUGGAAUCGUUUCAUUUCAACAAUUGUCAUGAUAUAUGAUUUAGAUGAAAAUACACAAUUUAUUCAAUAUUGGCCAAAUGAUAUAAAUUCUCCAAUGAAAGUUGGAAAAUAUCAAAUUAAUUUUGUACGAUCGAUCAAACGUUUAGAUGUUGAUACAACAUAUAUGAGUAUUUCUGAGAUGGAUCAGUUGAGUUCAACAAUACGAUUUAUUGAACAUCAUAUAAUCAAAAGAUGGACAUCGUCAACAUUUGACACUGAUCCGACUGCUAUUUUGAAAUUACAAUUUCUCGUUGAAUAUAAAGAAAAAAUUGAAAAAGAAUCAAAUUCAAUUUCAGAAAUGAUUGCUAUACAACAAUGCGGUCAUGAUAAAAAUCGUCCAUUUGCAUUUAUGGUUAUUGAUAUUAAUCGUCGUUUGAGUUCAUAUUAUCACUAUGUUGAUGUUCCACAAACAAUUUAUUGUUUACAACAACAAUUAUCCAAUUUUAGUCUAAAUAUGCAAACGUUAAUGAUUAUUUAUCGUGUUCUUGUUUAUUUAUCUAUUUGGAAUUUUUUACCUGAUCUUACUAAUUAUCAAACAGUUGAUCGAUAUAUCAAAAGACUUUUACAUAAUAAAUUUGAACUAUUUUAUUCAACAAGAUUAGAAGAACAAUUUAAAAUUUUUUCAUCACAUAAACUACGAGAAUUAGAUGCUGUUUUGUCAAUAGAAUCAAAAAAUGAGACAAUAAUACAAGUCAGAGAAGCAAGUUCAGCCUAUGCGAUCGAUGGUUAUAUAUAUUCAAAAGCAUUUAUGAUAAUGAAUGGACGUGGACGAGAUAUUAUUUCAAAAGCCAUUUCAACAUAUAAUAUUCGUCAUUUUUUUUUAAUGCAACACAGUAGUAAUAAAGAUAUGGAUUUGAUUAAAUACGAAAAUUUACAAUUAGAUGAAAGUGAACAAAUUUCAUCUGAUUUUCGACGAUAUAAAAAUGAUAAACAAAAUCCAACAUAUAUUUAUCAACCAUUUAACGAUCCAAGACAUAUUUCAUUGUAUAAAGUAGCUAAAAUUCUUGUAUUAUUUGAACAAAAAUCUGAAAUACCUAUAUUAAUUUAUAUUGAUGAUAUUAUUGAUGGUGCUAUAAUAUGUCUUUUAGCAAAUCUUAUGCAGCAAGUUCAAAAUGAUCAUCUAUGUGAUAUUGACUAUCAUAUUAAAAAAAUUUCUUCACAAUGUUCAGCUUUUCUCACACGUGCUCAAUAUGUUCGUUUCUAUGAAUGUAUUGAAGAAUGGACUACAUCCGAAUUAAAUCGAAGUGUUUAA
Molecule: messenger RNA, 2421 nt
Organism: Didymodactylos carnosus
Lineage: Eukaryota; Metazoa; Rotifera; Eurotatoria; Philodinida; Philodinidae
Source: the annotation of a GenBank genome assembly